Cynoglossus semilaevis (tongue sole) is the source of this 1968-nucleotide messenger RNA. Its product is annotated as sodium- and chloride-dependent GABA transporter 3-like. Lineage: Eukaryota; Metazoa; Chordata; Actinopteri; Pleuronectiformes; Cynoglossidae. The coding region runs from base 174 to 1841 and encodes 555 amino acids. Gene Ontology annotation, molecular function: gamma-aminobutyric acid:sodium:chloride symporter activity. The record is from RefSeq and is a predicted model, not a curated record. Gene Ontology annotation, cellular component: cell projection; plasma membrane. Gene Ontology annotation, biological process: sodium ion transmembrane transport; nitrogen compound transport; amino acid transport. The transcript is spliced from 14 exons.
ACCGGUCAGGUCCAGCAAUGAACAGGAGGGGGCGACGGAUGUGGGUCUGAUGACAACAACAACAGUGACCACAUGAACUCAGAUGUUUCAUUGGUUAUACACUUUGAACGGACACUUUUGAACGGACAAUGACUUGUCAGAGGACGUGAGCUCCCUCAGUGACACGACACAAGAUGAACAGGGAAAUCAGGAAAAAAGAAAACCAAAAACGAGGUGGAGACAGAGGACAGUGGUCCAGUAAAACUGAGUAUCUCCUGGUGGUCGCAGGGAAUGUGGUCGGUCUGGGGAACGUGUGGAGGUUUCCUUAUCUCUGCUACAAGAACGGUGGAGGAGCGUUUCUGGUUCCAUACUGUCUGUUUGCCGUGGUGGUCGGGAUUCCUCUGUUCCUGCUGGAGACUGCGAUGGGUCAGUACACCCAGGAAGGAUUCAUCACCUCCUGGAGGAAGCUGUGUCCUCUGGCACAAGGAAUUGGAUAUGGAUACUUCAUGAUGAAGGUUUUUGACUUCAGCUAUGUCCUAGUCCAGGUGUGGGCGCUCUUCUACCUGGUCUGCUCCUUCCAGUCGGAGCUUCCGUGGGCCAACUGUGGCAACACCUGGAACACAGAGAACUGUGUCGGUCUGGAGCCCUACAAUUCCACCAAUCUGACCGUGAGUCUGAACAACACCAGCUCUGCUGCAACUGAAUUCUGGGAACGACGGGCUCUGGGCAUGUCUGCAGGUAUCGAAGAGCUCGGCAGCGUUCGAUGGGAGCUGGCUCUCUGUCUUCUGGUCAGCUGGGUCUGCUGCUACUUCAGCAUUUGGAAAGGCGUCCGAUCAUCUGGCAAGGUAGCCUACUUCACGGCCACGUUCCCAUACGUGAUGCUGUUGAUCCUCCUCAUCAGAGGCCUGACUCUACCAGGAGCGUGGGACGGAGUCGCCUACUACCUGUAUCCAGAGGUGGAGAAGCUGGCCAACCUUGAGGUCUGGAUAGAAGCAGGAUCUCAAAUAUUUUUCUCCUACAGCCUGACCAUAGGAACGCUGAACGUCCUGGGCAGCUACUGUGAAUACAACAACAACUGUUACAAAGACUGUUUCUGGCUGUGUCUGUUGAACAGCGGGACCAGUUUUAUUGCCGGGUUCGUGGUCUUCUCUGUUCUUGGAUUCAUGGCUCAGAAACAGGGCGUGAGCGUAGACAGUGUGGCGGAGUCAGGUCCGGGGUUGGCCUUCAUUGCUUACCCUCAGGCGACAGCCAUGAUGCCGGUCCCGCAGCUCUGGACCGUCUGCUUCUUCCUCAUGCUCAUUCUUUUGACUGUUGACACACAUUUCGUGACAGUGGAGAGUGUCAUCACCUCCGUGAGCGACCUGUUUCCACGGCUGUUCCACGCAGCGGGACGACACGAGAUCUUCGUCCUUGUGAUCUGCACAUCGUUCUUUUUCCUUCAUCUCACCCUCGUCACUGAGGGAGGAAUCUACGUGUUCCAGCUGAUUGAUUAUUACGGCUGUACCAGGGCAUGUCAGGAUUUCAUGGCUGUGUGCCAGUGUGUAGCUAUGGCCUGGAUUUUUGGUGGCGACCGCUUCUCCAACAUUAUUAAGGACAUGACCGGACAGAUGCCGUGUGCUUUCUUUAAAGUUUGCUGGAAAUACAUCAUCCCUCUGCUGUCUCUGAUUUCCUUUGUUUUGUACCUGGUCGAUUAUCAACACCUAAAGAUCAACGACUCGUACGUCUAUCCUGACUGGGCCAAUGCACUGGGGUGGACCAUGACUCUGUCCUCUGUCCUCAUGGUGCCACUGUGGGCAGCAGGACAGAUGUUUGUGACUCCAGGAACUUUUGUACAGGUGAGAAAUAUAACAAGGAGGAGAUGAUUUAAACAGUUCAGGGGAUGUUGAAGGCGACCCAGCACAGAUCCUUGAGGAACUCCACAGUCAUCGACUAUCAAGGUACAAAUCUAGACCCAGGAAGUGGUCUAGGACACUAACUUGUUUCCUGUUU